AUUGGGCAAAAGGAAAGAUGAAAUAUUGAAAUGCUAAGAAAUAGAAAGCGAUAAGUAACAAAUGAAACCCUAAAAAAACGCGAUAAAAUAUCGCUUCGCGCGAUAAGAGAGAGGUCGCGUCUGCAAAUCGGAAAUCUCUUUCCGAUUAUAUAUUUUCUCCACAUUCUCCGCUUACUGGUGCAGAUAACUUGAUGGUUGACAUCAGUCAUCAGAAUGGUUCGUGAAAAGGAUGCAUGUUGGGAGUAUGCUGACAAGUUGGAUGGCAAUAAGGUGAGAUGCAAAUUCUGUACGAGAAUUUUAAACGGAGGCAUCAGUAGAUUGAAGUAUCAUUUAUCUCGACUUCCCAGUAAAGGUGUAAAUGCAUGCAGCAAUGUUCGGGAUGAUGUAAGUAAAAAAGUUAGGGCUAUCAUUGCAGCGAAAGAAGAAAUUCAAGAAAUCCCUAUCGCUAAGAAGCCAAAGCUUGUGGAAACUAGUUCUCCAGAGCGUAUUCUCCCAAUUAAACCUCUUUUAUUUGUGGAGACACCAUCUCCCAUUGCAAAGUUGCUUCCUGCAUUAAGCCAAACAGAUUAUUCGUCCACCUCAAGUAACCAAGAAAAUGCAGAGGAAAGCGUUGCUAUGUUUUUCUUCGAGAACAAGUUGGAUUUCAGUGUGGCAAGAUCUUCUUCCUAUCAGCUAAUGAUUGAAGCGAUAGGAAAAUGUGGUUCUGGAUUUUCCGGUCCUUCUGCAGAAACAUUGAAGACUACAUGGUUGGAAAGUGUCAAGUCCAAAAUGAAUUUGGCAUUUAGAGACACCGAGAAAGAGUGGAUCAGAACAGGUUGUACUAUUGUUGUGGACACAUGGACCGAUAACAAGUCACGAGCAAUAGUCAACUUUUUGGUUUCAUCCCCCUCGAGAACCUUCUUUCACAAGUCAGUUGAUGCCUCGUCAUAUUACAAAAACACAAAAUCUUUGGCUGAUUUAUUUGAUUCUGUUAUACAAGAAAUUGGCCCUGAUAAUGUAGUACAGAUAAUUGUUGAUGGUGCACUCAGUUAUUCUGGAGUUGCUAACCAUAUUCUUCAGAGCUAUGGUACCAUUUUCAUUUCUCCAUGUGCUUCUCACUGCGUGAAUUUAAUACUCGACGAUUUUUGCAAGAUUGAUUGGGUGAAUAGAUGUAUUGUUCAGGCACAAACCAUCACAAGAUUUAUCUACAAUAGUGUGUCAUUGCUCGAAUUUAUGAAAAAAUUUACCGGAGAUCAGGACAUAAUUAGAACAGGCAUUACCAAGUCAGUUUCCAGCUUCCUUUCUUUACAAGCAUUGUUUAAGCAAAGAAGUGAGCUGAAGCAUAUGGUUAAUUGUGCCGACUAUUCAGUGAUCUCAGCUUGUGUAAACAAACAACAAAGCAUAAACUGUGCCGCAAUUUUGGAUGAUAAUGAAUUUUGGAGAGUUGUUGAAGAAUGUAUUGCUAUUUCUGAGCCGUUCCUAAGAAUUCUGAGGGAAGUAGCUGAUGGUAAACCAGCUGUUGGGUUCAUUUAUGAACUAAUGACAAAGGCCCAGGAAUCGAUUAGAACCUAUUAUAUUAUGGAUGAGAGCAAGUGCAAGACUUUCUUAGAUAUAGUGGACAAGAAGUGGCAUAACCAGCUUCAUACACAAUUGCACUCAGCUGCUGCGUUUCUGAAUCCUUGCAUCCAGUAUAACCCUGAAGUCAAAUUCGUGACUGCUAUAAAGGAGGACUUCUUCAAUGUUUUGGAGAAACUUCUUCCUACACCCGAGUUAAGGCAUAAUAUCACUAAUCAAAUUUUGGUGUUUCAACGAGCAACUGGAAUGUUUGGUUGUAAUCUUGCCAAAGAAGCACGCGACACAGUUUCACCUGGAGAAUGGUGGGAGCAGUACGGCGAUUCAACACCAGUGUUACAAAAGGUAGCCAUAAGAAUUCUCAGUCAAGUUUGCAGUACUUGUACUUUCAAGAAGCAAUGGAAUAUGUUCCAGCAGAUGCAUUCCGAAAAGAGGAACAAAAUUGAUAAAGAAGCAUUGAAUGAUCUCAUUUAUGUCAAUUAUAACCUCAAGUUAGGGAGACCUCAGAACAGAUCUUUUGACAUGGAUCCUAUCCAGCUUGAUGACAUUGACAUGACAUCUGAAUGGGUCGAAGAAAUCGAGACCCCUAGUCCAACUCAAUGGCUUGAUCGUUACGGAUCCUAUGAUGUAAGUGACUUGAAUACAAGACAAUAUAGUACAGUAUUUUUCGGUGCAAACGACUUUGGCUUGUAACCGAAGCCCAAACAUACAUUUAUAUGAUAUACUCUGGCUGAAAUGUGGGUUUUCAGCAAUACCUUGCAUUAUAUUAAUAUCUCCUUGUAUAGAUUUUCAGCUGCAAAAACACCCUGUCAGUUGUUUUUCAUUCUUAUAGCAGUUUUUGUGUAUACAGAAUCGAAUGUUAAGAAACAUCAAGAUGUCCUGUACAGCUCAUGCAUAAGAGUCUAGAGUAAAAACAUGAAAGUUGAGGCUGCCUUGUUUGUACC
This is a messenger RNA of Amaranthus tricolor (Joseph's coat), 2495 nucleotides long. RefSeq lists its product as uncharacterized. The record is from RefSeq and is a predicted model, not a curated record. Gene Ontology annotation, molecular function: protein dimerization activity; DNA binding. Lineage: Eukaryota; Viridiplantae; Streptophyta; Magnoliopsida; Caryophyllales; Amaranthaceae. The coding region runs from base 214 to 2244 and encodes 676 amino acids. The transcript is spliced from 4 exons.